AUGUCGCUCGAUGAAACCCCGACGAACCAGGCAAAGCCGCCGCAGCUUAACAAGCUGGAGACCAACCAGUCGACAGCCAGCGCUUCGGCCUCUGAUCCGCUGUCAGGCCAUCUGAACCACUUGUCAGAGGUGCAGACGGAGGCACUUGAUGCGUUUAAGAAAGAAUGCGAAGCGCGGAAGAUAUAUACGCCCGCAGAGGACGGCGGGGAAGCGAGUCAUGACGAUUCAACCUUGCUACGCUUCCUGCGAGCUCGUAGGUUCGAUGUUAACGGUGCCCUGGCCCAGUUUCAAUCCACCGAGGAAUGGCGAAAGGAGAACGACAUCGAUGCUCUGUACGAGAACUUUGAUGUCGAUUCGUACGAACAAGCUCGUAGAGUGUACCCCCAAUGGACUGGCCGACGUGACCGAAGGGGCAUCCCCAUCUACGUCUACGUGAUAAAACACCUCAAUAACAAGAAUAUGACCGCCUAUACCUCGUCUGCAGCUAACACUGCUACUUCCUCCACCCAUGCCUCUUCAAAGGUUCCCCCAAGAUUGCUCCGUCUAUUUGCACUAUACGAGAACAUGGUCCGCUUCGUCCUACCGUUAUGCACCCGUCUGGACCGGCCGAACCCGGAGUCUCCUAUUGUUAAUACUACAAAUAUUGUUGAUAUAACUGGAGUGGGAUUAAAGCAGUUUUGGAAUUUGAAGGGUCACAUGCAGGAUGCGAGUACUCUAGCUACGGCGCAUUAUCCAGAGACCCUAGAUAGAAUAUUUGUAAGUCAUAUGCAAUUCCUUCCUCGUAAGCUGAUGGAAUGCAUAACUGACCGGGCAAAAUUGCCAUGGCAAAAAAAGAUUAUAGGAGCACCCGUAUUCUUCCCUACAGUCUGGGGCUGGAUAAAGCGUUGGUUCGAUCCUGGCACAACAUCAAAGAUAUUCAUUCUUUCUGCUGCCGAUGUACAACCGACUCUCUCAUCAUUUAUGGAUCCUGCCGAUAUCCCGAAACGCUACGGUGGUGAGCUCGACUGGGACUGGGGCGACAUGCCAAACCUGGACGAGCCUGCGAGAGCCCUUGUAGGUUCUUGUGAGAUAGUGGGCCCCUACGCCGAUAAGCCAGAUGAAAAAGAAAAUUCCAGCGGGGAAGCUACGGAAGGGGCCGAAGCAAGGAAAUCCAACUUCAUCAAGGGACCCGCUACAGUUCAUAAUGACAGAAUAGAAGUCCUGGGCAGCAUCAAGGGAGAGGAAAGGAGGAAGACAUUCCCGCUACAUGUGAGCCAGAGUGAGAAGCAGGAUGCAGAAGUUAUAGAAGAGGCGAAGAGUGAAUCCCCGGAUCCCACUGUACAGCUAUCGAAUGAUCUGGAGAAGGCUGCCUUGUCUCAGUGCGAAAACGUCGCCCCUGUUGCUGCGAAUGCCGUUGCCUCUGCAUGA
Molecule: messenger RNA, 1407 nt
Organism: Arthroderma uncinatum
Lineage: Eukaryota; Fungi; Ascomycota; Eurotiomycetes; Onygenales; Arthrodermataceae
Product: CRAL/TRIO domain-containing protein
Exons: 3
Coding region: 1-1407 (468 amino acids)
Source: RefSeq, a predicted model, not a curated record